Messenger RNA from Haliotis rubra (blacklip abalone), 6911 nucleotides. RefSeq names its product bone morphogenetic protein 1-like. The record is from RefSeq and is a predicted model, not a curated record. Lineage: Eukaryota; Metazoa; Mollusca; Gastropoda; Lepetellida; Haliotidae. Gene Ontology annotation, molecular function: zinc ion binding; calcium ion binding; metalloendopeptidase activity. Gene Ontology annotation, biological process: proteolysis.
GUGAUUACACUCACGUCUUGAAAGCCUGUGAGUGUAGCUGCCUGGGAUGUCUUGGAUAUGCUAUAUAAAGCAGAGCACGAGUUAGGGUAACGCGAACCAAUGAAACAUACCCACUCUCCAAGCAGUGCUACUGGAACUUUUUACUUACUCAUUUCAUCGGGAGGUUUCCACGGGAUUUGUGUGUAACUUAGUAUCAUUUUCACAAUGGGGCAUAUACCACACUGGCUUUUGAUUUUACAAACAGUGAUAUGUGUAUGUUUUGAUAUUGACUUGAGUGCGAGGUCCUCUUCCUUCGCGCAGGCGACAUCUGUGAUACCCCACAGGACUUCCAAUGAUUUAUACAUGGAUCCCUGUAAAGCAGCUGGCUUCAUGGGAGACAUAGCGAUGACAGAAGAUGAAUAUGAAGCACAAAAACACAGAUAUCGGGAGAGAAAUCAGGGACUGUGGGAACUUCAAGUCGAAGACCCUGGAAAUUAUGGAUAUGAGGAUAAAAAGUUCAGUAAAAAGGAUAUGCUUAAUCCAAAAACAUUAAAAGAUAAAAGAUAUUUAAAGAAAAUUUUAAAACAAAAAGUUAAACAGAUGAAGAUACCAUGUACAAAAGGGAGUAAAAAAAUAUGUCGGAAAGAUCGACAUACAAUGAAGGAAGAAAUAAAAAAGUUACGAGAGAAAUGGAGGAAGCUCCGGUCCGAACUGAAGCGUCAAAGAGGAAUCGCAAAGAAAAUGAGACAAGAUGCAAGGAAAAAGAAUCCAUCCAGAGUUUUGAAGAUUGACCGAGAAUCUAUGUUUGAAGAAGAUGACACGGAUAGAAAAUCCAAAAAGUCCAAGCAGUCGUCAAGGAAACGGUUUCGCCGAGCAGCAACGGCGAAGCCCAACCGACUGUGGGACUAUGGUGUCAUACCCUAUGAAAUUGAGUCCAAUUUUACUGGUGCCAACAAGGCAUUGUUCAAGCUGGCCAUGCGACACUGGGAGAACUACACGUGCAUCACCUUCAUAGAGAAAAGGGCAGAGGACCAGGACUACAUUAAGUUCACAGAACGUUCUUGUGGAUGUUGUUCCUUCGUGGGAAAGCGUGGCAAUGGCCCACAAGCUAUAUCCAUAGGCAAGAACUGUGACAAGUUUGGUAUUGUUGUUCAUGAGCUUGGUCACGUGAUCGGGUUCUGGCAUGAACACACACGUCCCGAUCGCGACAAUCAUGUACAGAUCAACUAUAAUCACAUCAUGCCAGGCCAGGAAUACAACUUCAACAAGCUGACACCGAGUGAGGUGAACUCUCUCGGCGAGGAGUACGACUAUGGCAGCAUCAUGCACUACGCUCGCAACACAUUUGCCCGCAACACGUACCUGGACACGAUAUUGCCGAGCAGAAAGCCAGGUGUGCUGGUGCGGCCGGAGAUUGGACAGAGAGUACGACUCAGUCCUGGGGAUAUCCGACAAGCCAACAAGCUCUACAGAUGUCCAAAGUGUGGUCGCACAUUACAAGAAUCCAGCGGCAAGUUCUCCCAUAAUCCUGUCACAUCCAAGAGCAACCUGUGCCAGUGGAGGAUCUCUGCUACACACGGAGAGAAGAUUGUCCUCAACAUCACCAAGCUGGACAUCCCCAAGUCCUUCAACUGUGAGAAGGAUUAUCUGGAAGUCCGUGAUGGCUACUAUGUCAAGUCUUCAUUGCUUGGUCGCUUCUGUGGCGACCAGGUGCCAGAUACACUUGUUUCCACGGACACCAGAAUGUGGAUUGAGUACAAGAGCAGCAAGAAAGAGGGCAAGGGCUUCCUGGCAGAGUAUGAAGCUAUCUGUGGUGGAGAGAUUGUCCGUGACUACGAGGGCCAUCUCACCAGUCCCAACUAUCCUGAUGACUAUCGGCCAAAUAAGGAAUGUGUCUGGAAGAUCACAGUCCCAGAAACCUUCUCCGUUGCUCUCAAGUUCCAGUCAUUUGAGAUUGAGAAUCACGACAACUGUGUAUACGACUAUCUAGAGGUGCGUGACGGCCACGAGGAGACGUCGACCCUCAUCGGGAAGUACUGUGGCUACAAGAUCCCUGAAGACAUCAAGUCGACCAGCAACAAGCUCUAUGUCAAGUUUGUGUCGGAUGGAUCUGUACAGAAGGCAGGCUUUGCUGCAAGUUUUGUGAAAGAAUAUGAUGAGUGUGCCACUGACGUUCAUGGCUGCGACCACAUCUGCGUGAACACCCUCGGAAGUUUCAAGUGCAAGUGUAGAAUCGGCUACGAGCUCCAUUCAGAUGGGAAGAGAUGUGAAGAUGCGUGUGGAGGUUACAUCGACCAGGAGAACGGCACCAUCCAGAGUCCCUCCUUCCCAGAACUGUAUCCCCCCAACAAGAACUGUGUGUGGCAGAUUGUGGCGCCGGAACAGUACCGAAUCAUGCUCAACUUUUCCCACUUUGACCUGGAAGGAAACAACCGUGACUGUGAGUACGACUCUGUACGGGUCAGCAGCGGGGUGGGCAAGGAUUCCAAGCUCCACGGGGUCUACUGCGGUGCCUCUCUACCCACCGCGGUCACCUCCGAGGUCAACACAUUGAGGAUAGAAUUCAACUCUGACAACUCGGUUCAGAAGUCAGGCUUCAAGGCCAACUUCAUGACAGAUAAGGAUGAGUGUGCUGUGGACAAUGGUGGGUGCCAGCAUAUCUGCAAAAACACAGUGGGCUCCUACAAGUGUGCCUGCUACAACGGCUUCACACUGCAUGAGAACCAGCAUGAUUGUAAAGAAGGUGGCUGUCAACACGAGAUCUCUGACCCCUAUGGUGAAAUCAGCAGCCCCAACUGGCCAAACUUCUACCCCAGUCGGAAAGACUGUGUGUGGCAUUUCACAACAAAACCAGGUCACAGAAUCAAGCUAACCUUCCACGACUUUGAGCUGGAGCCCCACCAGGAGUGUACAUAUGACCACAUCAUCGUGUUCGACGGAGACGAUAACAGCGCCAGAAGUCUAGGUAAAUUCUGUGGGAGUAAACAACCCGAUCCGAUCACCUCCAGCGGGAAUAGGAUGUACAUGGUGUUCUACUCGGAUGCGUCAGUACAACGCAAGGGCUUCCAUGCUGAACAUGAAUCAGUUUGUGGCGGUCACCUUGUUGCUACCAAAAACAAUCAGAACCUGUUCUCCCAUGCCAAAUAUGGCGACCAGCACUAUGACAACAGAGAGGAGUGUGAGUGGACGAUACAGGCCAGGGAGGGCUACCACAUCAGGUUCCACUUCGUGGAGUUCGAGGUGGAGGAGGAGACAGACUGUGGCUACGACUCCAUCGAGGUGUUUGACGGUGCCCACGACACAAGUCCCACCCUGGGCAGAUACUGUGGCGCUACAAUCCCAGAUGACAUAAUGUCAUCAGGAGAGACUCUGAUGAUUCGUUUCAAGUCGGACGAUACGCUCAACUCGAAGGGCUUCUAUGGAACAUUCAGGCUGGAGGAUAACUCGAACACACAGACGUUUGAGACUGUCAAAGAGUUGGAAACAGAGUUCCAGUGAGGCCGGAACUGAAAUAGUUCACCAACAAAUUCUUGCCAGAUCGGCGCAAGCCUCGGCACCAUCUUCCACCAUUGUCAUGGCAACAACACAACAGCUGAUAUUACCAAAAUAGGGCAGGGUUGGUGGCUCCAGUUGUCACGAUGAAGAUGACAAACUAUUUCUUCAUGGAUGUUCAGUGCUAGCCAUUUUAAGAGUGGAAUCAAAAUAAUGGAACAGUAAGUUCCAAAACCAUAGAUUCAGAGACGUGCGUCAUUUAGAGUGUAUGAAUAUUCAUAUGUGUUGUUUGUUGGUCUGGGUUCUCGGCUUGACAAACAGUCUUGCCGCCUGAUUGGUUAAAAAUUGGGACAUACUCAGACGCUCUGGUAUAAUACUCAAACACACCUGCAGAUGGGUGACGAAAUGGAGGGAGAAGAAUUAAACGGGACUUCAUUUUAAGCAGAAGAGUGCUGUGAGAGUAUGUUUAUAGCUCAAUACCUUUGUAUAUUGUCAUCUGUAUUUGUUAUUGAUGUUACCAUGGUUACUGUGUACAUAACAUCAGAUCUGCUACCUGUGAAAGUCAUCACUGCUUCUAAACCAGAAAUUUGGUUUACACAAUUUAUACACAGGCCUUUCGCUUGAAAUGAGUUCUGUGAUUGUAGAGUUUUUAUGUGGAUACAAUGUUUAAUUCUCACCAGAAGAAAAACUUGCUUUUAAACAAGCCAGAUUCGGAACAAGUUAUUGAGAUGUUUAACAGAAAAUGCCUCAAAUGUUUAUGUCAUUUUGACCUGACUUUCAUGGAAUGGCACACUUGUAAAUAGUCGGCGUUAACAAGAAGCCCUCUAAUGCAAACAUUCAAUGAAACUUUAGCAGCGUAUGAUGAGACAUUAUACAGAAAAAACAGUUACACUUAUAUCAAUGUUGUGAAGAUAUAUUAAAGAAAUCUUUACAUUUUGUAAAACAUGCUUGCAUGUCUUUACUGAAAAGUAAUAAGCAAUGAUAUUUUUGUAAAAGCCAUGCUUUUGAAAAAAACAAACAGUUUAAUUGUUUUAUAACAUCAAACACAUUUCAUCAAAUCAGGGAGGUUAGAGUCCAGCUCAACACAGUGAUGGAAAGCAAAUGUUUUGUUUUUUCUGAAAAUUGAUGAUUAUUGUUUGACAUUAAAAAAACAAUGGUUAUCCCCAGGUUUGAAGUUGAAGACAUUGGAUGAGUUUUGCAUUAACGAGGCGUAUUGUUAGUGUGUUGUGCAAUUUUGUGUAUUCUGAGCAUAAUUUAGUAUUUGACCAGCUCACAAUCUAUAUAGGAUGUGAGCAUUAAUAACAUGGUGCUUGCCGAGUCCACAGUGAACAGGUUUAUCAUUUAACUCAUUUGAAUGUUGUUGAUGUUUUAGUAUCUGUUUAGCAGCAGCAGUCAGAUUCGAAUCUAAAAUCCUGACAAGGUUUUGGAUAUUUUCUGGACAGUGUGAUAUUUGAAUUAGUGCUUUGUAAACAUUUAGUAACUUGCCACAUUUCUUGAAUGUGGGAGCUAGAAUUUUAUUCUAAUGUUUUAUGAAUAUGUUAAAACUGUUUUAUUACAAGUGAUCUUAACACAAAACAUUUAUUAAUUCAAUGUGUGAAUUUUAAAGAUUUUAUUGAUGUAAAUCAAAUUUUCAAAGACCAAAACAUGAGAUGAAAAACAUGCUGCUAUUGUACAUCCUCGAAUGAUUUUUAUAUAUUUUGAUAUUUGACGUUGACUUAUUUCAGUCUCUGUACAGAAUGAAUUCAAGUCAGAAAUAAUAUCACUGUAUACAACUCAAGCAGGCAGGGCCUAUCACAUAAGGAAGGGAAUAAAGCAACAAGAAAAUAACUCAAUUGUAAACAAUCUAGAGUACAGGGGUAUUCACAUCACGUUCAUGCAAUCUGUAGAUACAUUUCAUUGUGUAACAAACAUUAAGAGUGUUAGUAGGAUAGAUAUCUGGGGUACAGUCAAGAUUGGAUCCAGCGUUUGGGGAAAACUAUGCUUGCAUCUUGUGAUUGGAAAUUCCGAUUUGUGAAAGGAUAUCACCAAAUGGGAUAGUUGUGUGUUUACAUUUAGUAAAACCAGUUAACUACAAAUUGAAAAUUUGGAAGACUCCACUUCUUGAGUCUGUGUUCAAGCAGUGAAACUGUGAAAAAGGAUUGAAAUGGGUGUGUUUAUAUAACUGUCCAUGGUUACACACACGAUGCCUUUAAAUGAUGUGGACAAUAUGAAAAAAGCUGCUUCAUCAGCAUUAGCUGUGAUAAUUGUAUCUCGGUACUUGUCGCUGUAAACGUCCAUAAUUUCAAAAUCAAAAUCGUUUAUAGUAAUCAGAGCAGAUACAGUUACCACAGCUGCACUAGCACCUGAUCCCCAAACAGCUGUGAGGAAGGGUUGAAUUAAGAAGGUGGUGGGCUAGUGCUUCAGAUGUUGGUUCAACACACCUGGUUCAAUUCCCUAUGUUGGUACAGUGUGCCAUCCAUUCUUGGUGUACCCAUGGAGAUGCGAUUGGAGGUAUUUCAACAUGGCAUAAUACCAUGGUCACUCACUUGUUCCACAACAAUAUAAUGGGGCAUUAAGUAUUAUCUCGUUCAUUCAUCAACCUCCAAACUACCUUUCUCAUUUUCUAAAUUGCAUCAGUGAUGGGGAUGUGGUUUGUUAGUGGAGAUUAAUCUAAGGUAACAUCUACAUGAAAGUCGCUGGAAUCGGUUUCCCAAAGUGAUCUUUGUUAGAGAAUGAGAAUUGUGAUAAGCCUUUGGGAUAAGAUGGGUUUGAACUGUGGUUCCAUAAAGCAGUCUUAGCUCUUUGACCAUGACAAGUUUCAGUUUGAGAUUGGGAAUUAAGAUAGUCUCAGGGCUAAGAUCACCUAAAACAUUGUCACAGAAAGGAAUCUCAUCUCUAACCAAUGUGGCAUGGUUCUGUCAGAGCAAGGGCGGUGUGCCUGACUUAGCUCAAAGAUCACAUUUAGCAAUGGUUCCUGAAAAGCAAUACUUUUUGCUAUGACUGUGGUAAUGCUCUGUGAGAGAAUGGUAAUUGCGACAGUCUUAGCACAAAGAUUGCCUUGGGAUGUGCUUCACAAAGCAGUCUUAGGCUAUUAUGAUGGCCAAGAUAGUCAUAGUGAUAUCUGUGUGAGACGGAAACCCCUGUUAUGAUAUUGAUAUGAUGCUCUUUUACCCAAGUUCGUGAUAACGCCUUCUCCCGCCUCCAUUGUGCUGAUGUACAUUAAUUUUAGUCAGGGAUGUAGCUCUACGGCAGUGAUGUUGUCUGUGAGUGUUGUUUCAUGUUGUUAGGAAGCCUGGUUUCUAUUGGUUGUUGUACCAUAUGAUUAAUGUAGCAAGUUUUGUGAUGGCAGAUCAUUUUUAGACUACCAGUCUUUGUUUUACAUUUGAAGCACUUUUGGAUGUGAAUUUACAGUUUAAAAAAGUCGUAUUUGAUACCAUCAAUAAAACAUGUACAGCGUUUUA